Messenger RNA from Leptosomus discolor (cuckoo roller), 383 nucleotides. The record is from RefSeq and is a predicted model, not a curated record. NCBI's taxonomy places the organism in Eukaryota, Metazoa, Chordata, Aves, Leptosomiformes, Leptosomidae.
CCCUGCUCCCGUGUGUUCUCGUUGCCACCUGCAGCACUGGACCCUGCUGAGCGUGUCCCUGUUGAACUGCCUGCUGUCCACAGCAUGCAGCGUGGGCCUGGCACUGGCCAUCGCCCUCACCAUCCACAGCCGGGGCAUGCGCCUUGUCACGGGCUGCAACAGCUCUGCGCUGCCCGCUGACGCCCGUGCGGCCAUAGUGACCAACGACUGUCCUUUCAACACCACACGCAUCUACGAUACAGCCCUGGCGCUCUGGUUCCCCUCCGUGGUGCUGGUGGCCGCAGAAGCUGUGCUGUCUGGCAGGUGCUGUUUAGCAGCCCUGAUUUUCCGGGGCAUUGGGCCCUGUGCACGCAGCUACGGCAAAGAGCAGGUACGCCCCAUCA